CACACACACACAAAGACACACAAACACACUUUCUCCUCCUCCUCCGUACUUUAUGACGUGCGCCCUACUGGGCGGUUGGCGGGCAGAAAGAGGGAGAGAGAGCAGAAGCCAGCUUCUGCAUUUGUGCCGUCACAGGAGGGCGUGCCUUGAAAGAGCGCGUGCGGACCUUGCUGCCCUGGAACUCUGGGAGGCGGCAGCGCGUUCUCUCCGAGAGCGAGGCGAGAGAGGGAAAGGGAUACUUUUUACCUCUUUCUACCUUCUUUUUCCUUCCCACCAUGCUCCGAGUCUGGACUCUGCGGACCCGCCGCCGUUUGCGCUUCAGAAGCGAAGCUUAUCCUUAUUGCUGGCUUUCCCCGGCUUUCCCUUCUCUUGGGCAAAGAUGAAGAAGGCAGGGUCGAGGAGGUAGGAGAAACUGACUGAGUCCGGCUGCUGCUGCUGCUUCUCCUCCUCCUCCCCUUCUCCUUCUACAGCUUUUCCCGCUCGACCAGCAUGAGGGACGAGAAAGAAGCCGCCGCCUCCGCUUCUUUACACCGCGGGCUCAACAAACUUCCAAGCCAGCAGCCUCUGGCUCGCGGCUCUGCAGAGCCCCAUCUGCGGAACGGCUACUACGCGAAGGGAUGCGCGGCGGCUCCUCUGGCCCGGAGCAGCCUCUUGCUAGACCUUCGGGCGCUCCUCCCAGCCGCCCCUCGCCGGACUCUGGUCUGGGGUCUGGGUGGUGCGGCGGCUACCUUGGCGCUCCUGCCGUGCGCCUUGCUCUGGGAAGACCGCCAAAGGAAAGCGGGCGCAGCUGCCAGCAGCCCCGAAGCAACCGGGCUGUGGGCGCCGCUGGGACUUUGCCGGUGCCUGAGCCCGCUCUUCAGCCUCGCCUGUGCCUUCUUCUUCUUCACCUGCUACCUGGCCCGGGAGGAGCCCGGCGGCUCCCGGUGGCUCCUGGUGCUGCCGGUUUGUUGCUACGCGGGGGAUUUGGUGACGCUGCAGGGGCUCCUGCUGUCCCGCCAGGCCGAAGCCCAGGAAGGCGCCCCUCACCUUCCUUCAGCCGAAUUGCAAAUGCUGGCGGGGCGGUGGUUGGCGGCGCUUGGCGCUGUGGCCGGACUGACCCUUUGGCAGCGCGGCCUCAAAUUCCGCAGCAACCUCCUGGUUUUGCUUUUCUCCAGCCUCGUGUGGCUGGUCUCUCUCACAAGCCUGGGGUCCCUGCCUCCUCCCCUUAGACCGCUGCUGUCCUGCUUCGCCGGGACGGCGGGAUGCUUGUGGGCGCUGCUGAGAGGAGAGCGCUGCGUUUUUUCUUCUCGCUCCCCUUUGGGUCGGGAUUUACAGCAGCACCUCCAGGGAUCGCCUCCGAAGUUGCCCGGCAGUGCUGAGCACAAAGUUCCUGUCACCCGACCCAAGAGGAGAUCCAGUUGCGUGUCCUUGGGAGAGACUUCUGCCGCUUACUGUGGCGGCUGGAAAACGUCCAGGAGACCUUCGUUGCCUUGCAUUUCCAAAGAACAGAUGAUUCUUUGGGACUGUGACUUAAAGCAAUGGUAUAAACCUCAUCAUCAGAAUGCAUGCAGUGGAACGGAAGUUGAUUUUUCUGUACUAAAUCAGACUCGCAAUAUAGUGUCUGAACUUCUGUCUGAUCCAGUCCUUCCUCCACAUGUGAUUUCUUCUCUUCAAAGCAUCAAUAACUCACUAAGUGCUUUCUCAGGUUCAUGCAGGCCAAAGACUAACCUGUUUACUCCCUUUCCGGGGUUUUAUUCCUGUCCAGAAAUGGAAGAGUCACCUGAAAGAGGAGACUGUAAGCUGCACAAGGUACUGAGCAGCCGAAAUAGUUUACCAACACCACAGUUAAGGCAAAAUUUAGGAAGCUUGUUGCCUGUUGAUCCAACUUCUAGAUGGGAACGUAAUAAUGGCAAAAGGUCGCACCAUAAAUAUAAUCUUUCAAGCCAAGGAUCUUAUCCAAAUGGGCCUCUUGUUGGUACAAGCCUAUUGACAAUUCCGAAACAAAGAUCAUCUUCAGUGACCUCAGCAAACAAUACAGGUUCUAGACGAGCUGGAAUUUCUCAGAAUUUAAGUCCUGGCAUUUCACCCAGUAAUGGAUUUCUCUCCAGUGGGUAUCAUCGACCACCUGCGGAAUUUCCUGAUACCGCUGAUUUCUUUACUAAACCUAGUAUUAAUGUACAUAAAUCUCUGGGAAGCCCAUUUAAUUUUUCAGAUUGUCAACAACAAUUUAGAACAUCUUCAUGUUAUACCUGUAAUAGUUGCAGACGGCAAGUAUUCAACUCUGUUGCAAACUCAUUAUUUGAAUCUGUAGCAGAAUGUCAAAGUCAAAAAUCAGGUGAAGAUGGAAACAGUGAGGUUUUAAAAGACCCCAACCAUGUUGCAGAGAAACUGCACAGUGAAUUGGGAGAAACAAAAAAUCCUUCUUGUCAAAUGGAUCAAACUAAGAAUUUUCAGUUUGAUAUUGAGGAGAAUUCUUUAGAAAAGAUGUUAAUAGAGAACCAUAAUUCAUUAAUGGAAGAAAUGAACAGCUGGAAUUUUCAAAUAUUUGAUCUUGUUCAAAAAAUGGGCGAUAAAUCUAGAAGAAUCCUUAGUCAGGUUGCAUUUGCAUUGUUUCAAGACACUGGUUUAUUUGAAAUUUUCAAAAUUCCAGUUCAGCAUUUCAUGAACUACUUUCAAGCACUAGAAAAUGGCUAUCGAGACAUUCCCUAUCACAAUCGAAUACAUGCAACAGAUGUUCUUCAUGCUGUGUGGUAUCUUACAACGAGACCAAUUCCCGGAUUUCAGCAAAUAGACAGUGACUCCGGGAGAAGAACCGCCAGAGAAAGUGAUAUUUCAGGGGGCCAUGUUGCCUAUGUUUCAUCCAAAAGCUGUCCUGUUGUAGAUGAAAACUAUGGAUAUUUAGCAUCAAAUAUUCCAGCCUUAGAAUUAAUGGCUUUAUAUGUAGCAGCAGCCAUGCAUGAUUUUGAUCAUCCUGGUCGGACAAAUGCUUUUCUGGUAGCAACAAAUGCGCCACAGGCUGUGUUGUACAAUGAUAGAUCGGUUCUAGAAAAUCAUCAUGCAGCCUCUGCAUGGAGCCUCUUCUUAUCACUACCGGAAUACAAUUUUCUGUCUAAUCUUGACCAUGUACAGUUCAAACGAUUUCGAUUCUUAGUGAUUGAAGCAAUACUUGCGACAGAUCUCAAGAAACAUUUUGAUUUUCUUGCUGAAUUUAAUGCCAAGGUAAACAUGAAUGGACAUGGUAUUGAAUGGAGCAAUGAGAGCGAUCGACUGUUAAUAUGUCAGAUAUGCAUCAAGCUUGCAGAUAUCAAUGGUCCAGCCAAAGUUAGAGAUCUCCACCUGAAAUGGACAGAGGGAAUUAUUAAUGAAUUUUAUGAACAGGGAGAUGAAGAAGCAAACCUGGGGCUACCUAUUAGUCCUUUUAUGAACCGACAUUCUCCUCAACUUGCCAAAUUACAAGAAUCUUUUAUUGCUGACAUUGUUGGUCCUCUUUGCAAUUCUUAUGAUGCAGCCAACUUGCUUCCAGGCAGGUGGAUUGAAAAAGAUGAGCGGGAAAGCUCUGAAGAUUGUGAUGCAGAAGAGGAUAGCGAAGAGGAAAUGGAAGAUUUAGGAACAAAAUUACAAAGAAGAAACGGACAGCAAAUAUUUAGUCAGCUAACAUACCAUUUGAAUGAAAACCAUAAAAUGUGGAAGAAAAUAAUUGAAGAAGAGGAACUAAAUAAACCAGAAGAAAAUGAACAUUCAGAAAAUACCUCCUUAUGUCAAACAGAUGAGAUUCAGGUCAUUGAGGAAGCAGACGAAGAAGACGAACGACAUUAAGAACAAGGAAAAAAAAACACUUUAGAAAGACUUCGUAACAGUGUUCUAGACUGCUACAAGAAUAUACUUUUGCCCAUAAUGCUGGCUGUAAACUGACAGACCUGAAGAAGUAUGAAAAAUAGUAUACUGAAUCAGAGGUGGGUUCGGCCAAGUAGGUAGUAACUUCGCCGGCUAUGCAAAGUUCUGUCUUGUUUUUUGCUUCUGCACAUGCACAGGGGCAUUUUUUAACCAGUAGGUUAAUGCAUCAAGCGAACCAGCAGUAGAAGAAGCCAGAACCCACCCCUGUACUGAAUAAUGUGAAAGGAUACUUAUUUCUUCAGCAUUAUCACACUUCUAUGCACUUUUGAUACAUGGAAAUUUUAAAAAAAACUUCACAGCCUUACUGAACACAGUACUGCAUUCCAUGAUGAGAAGAUUUUAUGUCCAGCUUGGUCUUCAUGUAUCUUGUUUUGCUGCCUUCCUAAAAGUAACUUUUUAAUAUCAAAAGGGAAUUAACAGUUUGGAGAACAAUUAAACCCGAAAUACCCAAGUUAUAAGGACAUUGUGUUUUGCAGAUGCUCCUGAGACAAAGGCCUAUAAUAUUUUAGAAUUUUGUUUUUAAUGCAAACCUUAAAAUCACUGUGCCUGUCAAUAAGCAGUUCCCAUAAAUUUAAUUUGCAAGAGUUUGAUUAAUGAAGUUAUUGGAUUGAUUUAACCAUUAAAUGGCUGCAAUCAGAAUUGCCAGGUCCUUAUGGUUAAAAUUGAAUUUCCUCUGCACCUGUUUGAUGCUUUUGUUUUUACUGUGGCAAAUAGCCUGCUAUUUUAUUUUUCUAAAAAUGUACAGUUUCCAAUGAGUAUUCAGGCUAAUUUCCUAAAUAUACCCCUGUUGCCUUUUUUUCCUCAUUGUUCUGCAAUAGAACAUACAAGCUAUUUAACUAUUUUAAUAAUUACAGGAUUUUAUUCUUCUAGUCAAUGUUAUAAAUAUAUUCCACUCUUUUUCAGGAUUCAUGUUUAAAAACCUGGCACGGUAGAUUUUAUAUUUACAGACUUAUGCUAAUGCUAGAUGGUCAUUAAAAAUUGACUUUUGCUCUGUAUAUAAUCUUCAUAAAAAUUAAAAGAUGGUUUUAUAUAAA
Messenger RNA from Thamnophis elegans (Western terrestrial garter snake), 4907 nucleotides. It is a transcript of the gene PDE3B, whose product is annotated as phosphodiesterase 3B. Gene Ontology annotation, cellular component: membrane. Bases 490 to 3795 code for a protein of 1101 amino acids. Lineage: Eukaryota; Metazoa; Chordata; Lepidosauria; Squamata; Natricidae. The record is from RefSeq and is a predicted model, not a curated record. Gene Ontology annotation, biological process: signal transduction. The transcript is spliced from 16 exons. Gene Ontology annotation, molecular function: protein kinase B binding; 3',5'-cyclic-AMP phosphodiesterase activity.